Spizellomyces punctatus DAOM BR117 is the source of this 1563-nucleotide messenger RNA. RefSeq lists its product as uncharacterized. Lineage: Eukaryota; Fungi; Chytridiomycota; Chytridiomycetes; Spizellomycetales; Spizellomycetaceae. The record is from RefSeq and is a predicted model, not a curated record. The transcript is spliced from 3 exons. The coding region runs from base 1 to 1563 and encodes 520 amino acids.
AUGGCAGACGAAAUGGAGUUUCACGAUUUAGUCCAGGUUGACUGGGCUGGUGAAGACGGCGAGCUUAUUGUGAAGUCACCGCCUUCUCCUCCUUUGUCCUUUCAUAACGUGGGAGAUAUGGACAAGGAAGAGAUGCGCGAAAAGGAGAUUACUGAACAAGAGGAAGAAAACGUGGAAAACAGUUCCGAGGUGUCGACUGACGGCUUCGAUGAUUUGGGUGUUUCUGAGGAGCCUGUUUGUAGUGCGAAGGAAGAAAAGAAGAUCGAAGACGAGCCUGUCAUCCUUGUACAGAAUCCGGUGACGGAUUUACCUGCACCAGCUACUCCUGCUAUGCCAGUUACCAUUCUGUUUACGGGCCAUCCUCUUCCACCGAGUCAUCCAAUUAUAGCAAGCUUUUGCCACGUGGCUUCACGGACACGCAUGUAUACACUCACCACUCUACCGUCAGGCGUAAAACCUACCAUUACCUUGCAUGUCAUUGCGGACUUGAAUGCUCUGUUUAUUUCUGCCAUGAAUGGCACUCUUGUCGAGACGGCAGCUCGGUCUCCGAUUUUCCUUCCUAUUGUUUGUCAUUCGGCCAACACCGACAAGUCAACCCAAGGAACUAUUACUUUGGCGGUACGCAGAGGAUUGGCAAUCUGUGGCAUUGAGUAUGUGAAAAAUGGCACAGGCGGAGUGUUCACUGAGCGAGAGAUUUGUGGGAUGAGUAGGAAGCAGAUCAUGUCGAUUGUGACCAAUGGAAAGAUCGAGGAGGAUGAAAGUCCAGGCUACAAGUUCCGCGAGUCAUUGGACAUGGCUUUCAAGCUUGGCGGGCCAUGGAUUUUAGGCCUCUUGAUGAGCUGGCUGUUUGUAUUUGCGGUGUUCACUGUGUGCAGCUUCCAUCGGGGAAGUGCAUUGGGAGGUGUUCGCAAUCCAGGGACGAUGAUGCCUACCAACGCUCAGCAAGUAGUCGGUAUGGUUGACAGGGUAGUGAGCGCGAUUGUGGAGGAUUCUGAGAGUACCAUUAAAAUGGAAUGGAGUCCAUCUUUGGCUGAAGUUGAAAACGAUCAUCCUUCGCCAGUACCAUCUACAAUGGAGAGUGAAACUUUAACCCCAUCUAUCCCAACUGUGGCUAAACAAGCUGAGCAAGUGGAUAAGACAGAAUGCAGUGAAGAGGCUACAGAACAAACGGGCAAAGCGCCGGAGGAUCAAGUCAUCGACCAAAAUUUGGAAAAGCAUGAAGCUGACGCGGACAAUGGACCCAAGAAUUUCCCGCAACAAACUCCUUUUAAACCUCUGAUCAGUUCAGUUGCACUCACUCUUCCAGCCGCGGUUGUUCUUCCAACUGCACAUGCCCCCCCUCCACAGCAUAUAUUACCAUCGAAAACGGGGAACACCACGCACACCACACCACUCAUCACCCUGCCCGCAUCGCUGCCGACACUCUUUAACGCCUUGCAGGCAAUUUUCAAGGUAGUCAUGGUACGGUGGAAAAGAGGUGUAGCGCGUUUGAAGGAACAGAUGCAGGUUGAGGGAAAGAUGGUGGUAGAGUGGUUAGACAAAUGGUGGAAUGGCCAUAUUUGA